CCACCCCUCUCCCCUCCCGUCUCCUACCCAACCCCCAUCUUCUGCCCCUGAUAUUCCUUCCUCAUCUUGCCUCGCUUCCGCUCCAUCUCAUCUCCCCAUGGACGGCGGCACCGCCACCGUCUGCUCCAUGUGCGGGGACAUCGGCUUCCCCGACAAGCUCUUCCGGUGCGCGCGCUGCCGCUACCGCUUCCAGCACUCCUAUUGCACGAACUACUAUGGCGACGGGGCACCGGCCUCGGCGGGGGCUGACAUGUGUGACUGGUGCCUCGGCGAGGUCUCCGGGAAGGCCAGGAAGAGCGCGUCCACAUCUGGGAAGCAGCACGCCACCGGGAGCCACGACUCGGCCACGACGGGCUCGUCCGGCAGAACCAACAAGGGCGGCGACCAGGAGACCGAGCGCCGAGGGUCGACCAAGGUCGGAGGCCGCAGGUACAAGCUGCUCAAGGACGUCCUCUGUUAGAAGUUAGUUGUUAGCUUGUAGGCGCCAUCUUGCAGGCCUGAUCGAGGAUGACCCAUAAGUAAUACAGUACGUGCUAGCUAGUUACGAGGAGUUAGCUUGUUGUAGCCAAGGUCGGUAGUUAUACUAGUUUCGUCGAUCGAUGUGCAUAUAUGAGUAUUGUAAGUAUAUGCUUGUUUGCUUAUGUGUUACUUAGGAGUAGCAGCAUCCGCUCGUUUAUAUAUAGUACUCUGGCUUGGUAAACCUUAUCUUA
Messenger RNA from Hordeum vulgare subsp. vulgare (domesticated barley), 710 nucleotides. RefSeq lists its product as uncharacterized. The transcript has 2 exons. The record is from RefSeq and is a predicted model, not a curated record. The coding region runs from base 98 to 460 and encodes 120 amino acids. Lineage: Eukaryota; Viridiplantae; Streptophyta; Magnoliopsida; Poales; Poaceae.